This is a messenger RNA of Nomascus leucogenys (northern white-cheeked gibbon), 2623 nucleotides long. It is a transcript of the gene ZFP82, whose product is annotated as ZFP82 zinc finger protein. Gene Ontology annotation, biological process: negative regulation of transcription by RNA polymerase II. NCBI's taxonomy places the organism in Eukaryota, Metazoa, Chordata, Mammalia, Primates, Hylobatidae. Gene Ontology annotation, molecular function: RNA polymerase II cis-regulatory region sequence-specific DNA binding; DNA-binding transcription repressor activity, RNA polymerase II-specific. The record is from RefSeq and is a predicted model, not a curated record.
CCUCCCAGCAGCCUCCGCGCGCAGCCCGUUAGGCCCCGGGAAUUGUGGCCUGACCCCGCAGCGGCUCCCUCCGUUCGGGCAUCGCUGUACCUCGGGUUCGCGCCCCGAGUGAGCAGUCCUGGCCCGGAGCGUCGGUCCUGGUAAUCCGUAGGAAAAGCACUGCGGCCCAGGGGGUAAGGAGAGAUCAGCCUCUGUGGACUCCGUGCUUCUCCUGGCAAGUAAACCCCAAGGAGGACUGACCAGUUCUUGAAUUUCUAUACCAUGGCCCUUCGAUCAGUGAUGUUCAGUGAUGUAUCCAUAGACUUCUCUCCAGAAGAGUGGGAAUACCUGGACUUGGAACAGAAGGACUUGUACAGAGAUGUGAUGUUGGAGAACUACAGCAACUUGGUCUCACUGGGAUGCUUCAUUUCUAAACCAGAUGUGAUUUCCUUAUUGGAGCAAGGAAAAGAGCCUUGGAAAGUUGUGAGGAAAGGAAGAAGACAAUAUCCAGAUUUGGAGACCAGGUAUGAGACCAAGAAGUUAUCUUUAGAAAAUGACAUUUAUGAAAUAAAUUUAUCCCAGUGGAAGAUAAUGGAAAGAAUUAAAAACCAUGGCCUUAAGGGUCUCAUUUUAAAAAAUGAUUGGGAAUCCACAGGAAAAAUUGAAGGACAGGAGAGACCUCAAGAAGGAUACUUCAGUAGUGUGAAAAUGCCAUCUGAAAAGGCGUCCUCUUACCAGAAAUGCACAUCUGUUACUCCACAUCAGAGACUUCAUUUUGUCGAUAAACCCUAUGAAUGUAAGGAAUGUGGGAAGGCGUUCAGAGUGCGUCAACAGCUUACUUUUCAUCACAGAAUUCAUACUGGUGAAAAACCCUAUGAAUGUAAGGAAUGUGGGAUGGCCUUCAGACAGACUGCACACCUUACUCGACAUCAGAGACUUCAUUCUGGUGAAAAACUCUAUGAAUGUAAGGAAUGUGGGGAAGCUUUCAUAUGUGGUGCAGAUCUUAGAGUACAUCAGAAAAUGCAUAUUGGUGAGAAGCCCUAUGAAUGUAAAGAAUGUGGGAAGGCUUUUAGGGUACGAGGACAACUUACUCUGCAUCAGAGGAUUCAUACUGGUGAGAAACCCUAUGUGUGUAAAGAGUGUGGAAAGGCCUUUAGACAGUACGCACACCUCACUCGGCAUCAGAAGCUUAAUAGUGCUGACAGGCUCUAUGAAUGCAAAGAAUGUGGGAAGGCGUUUUUGUGUGGCUCUGGUCUUAGAGUACAUCACAAACUUCAUACUGGUGAGAAACCCUAUGAAUGUAAGGAAUGCGGGAAGGCCUUUAGAGUGCGACAACAACUAACACUCCAUCAGAGAAUUCAUACUGGUGAGAAACCCUAUGAAUGUAAGGAAUGUGGAAAGACCUUUAGCCGUGGUUAUCAUCUUAUUCUCCAUCACAGAAUUCAUACUGGUGAAAAACCUUACGAAUGUAAGGAAUGCUGGAAAGCCUUUAGUCGCUACUCACAACUUAUUUCACAUCAGAGUAUUCAUAUUGGUGUUAAGCCCUAUGACUGUAAGGAAUGCGGGAAGGCCUUCAGACUACUUUCACAACUCACACAGCAUCAGAGUAUUCAUAUUGGUGACAAACCUUAUAAAUGUAAGGAAUGUGGCAAGGCCUUUAGAUUGCGCCAAAAACUUACUCUACAUCAGAGCAUUCAUACUGGCGAAAAACCCUUUGAGUGUAAGGAAUGUAGGAAGGCCUUUAGACUUAAUUCAUCCCUUAUUCAACAUCUGAGAAUUCAUUCUGGUGAGAAACCCUAUGAAUGUAAAGAAUGUAAGAAGGCCUUUAGGCAACAUUCACACCUUACUCAUCAUCUGAAAAUUCAUAAUGUAAAAAUCUAAGAAAACCUUUUCAACUUCUGUGUUAUAGAACAUUCUAUGAAUGUAGUACUUUUGCUCCAUACAUGCAACUGACUUGGCAUUAGAGGUUUUAUACCAUUAAAAGAGUGUGAUAAUGUAUUGUAUUCCAUCAUCACUCAAACCUGAAACUUCAGCACAUUUGUUCUAAAAACUAAUCCUGUUACAAGAAUGAGAAAGACAUUUACCGUCAUCCCUAUCCCAUCACUUUGUGUCAUACUGGACAAGACGCUUAACUGUUCUGUGUUAUAAUUUUUAAAUUUAUGACAUGGUCAUAUAAGAGUGCAGCAAUUUGACACUCUUUCAAUCAAGAGGUGGAAUUUACAUCCCUCUGUCGUAUACAGGCAGACUCUGACUGCUUCGCCCAGUAGAAUAUGGUAGACGUACUGCUGUGCUGGUUUCUUGACUCAGACUUUACUGGUAGGGUUACUUCAUCUCAUGAAAUUAGAGAACUGUCUUGUUACAAAGUCUGGCACUUUGCUGAAGAGACCACAUGAAGAGGCCCUGAAACUACGUAGAGAGGGAGAGGCACCUGCUGAACCCUGUCUUCUUGACAUCCACCAAGAUACCAGACAUUUGAGUGAAAUUUUGGAUCCACCAGACCAGCCACCAGCUAAAUGCCAGUGAGUGACUUGGUAACCUGAACUGAUGCCAUGUAGAAUGGAAGAAUUGACCAGCUGAGCCCCUGCCCAAAUUUCUGACCUACAAAAACAUGAGAUAUAAUAAAAUGGUUGUUGUUUUAAGCCAC